Eutrema salsugineum is the source of this 3762-nucleotide messenger RNA. Its product is annotated as probable leucine-rich repeat receptor-like protein kinase At5g63930. NCBI's taxonomy places the organism in Eukaryota, Viridiplantae, Streptophyta, Magnoliopsida, Brassicales, Brassicaceae. Gene Ontology annotation, molecular function: protein kinase activity; protein binding; ATP binding. Gene Ontology annotation, cellular component: plasma membrane. The record is from RefSeq and is a predicted model, not a curated record. The transcript is spliced from 2 exons. Bases 303 to 3596 code for a protein of 1097 amino acids. Gene Ontology annotation, biological process: protein phosphorylation; hormone-mediated signaling pathway.
UGGACCAUUUCCUUUAAAUAUUGUUUUCUUGGAAGGUCUGCAUCUCCUUUUUUUUUUUCUCGCUUUUUCUCAUCAAGAAACCAGUUUCAAAAGUCGCUUUUUUGCCUAGAAUCUUCAGAGGUAGGUGUUUUGGAUUUAGAUCCAUGGUUUAGGGUCUAUGUUCUUCUUUUCGAUAUUCUAGUUAUGCUCAGAUGAAUUGAGUUUCUUUUUUCUUGGAUAAUCUUUAUGGUAUGAUAACAUCUUGUUUGAUGUCUUGUAAGGAAGACUAAAGCGAUUCUGUGUGUGAAUGAACCGUCAAGGAGAUGAUGAAGCUUACUGUUGUUGCCAAAUGUUUUUUUCUUCUUCUUUCCCUUUUGAUAUCUGAGACGAGAGGGUUGAAUUUAGAAGGUCAAUAUCUUCUUGACAUCAAGAGCAAGUUUGUGGAUGAUUUGCAGAAUUUGAAAAACUGGAAUUCAACUGAUUCUGUACCUUGUGGAUGGACCGGUGUGAGUUGCGGCAAUUAUUCCAAUCCAGAAGUUUUGUCACUGAAUCUCUCCUCGAUGGCUCUCUCGGGUAACCUAUCACCAAGUAUAGGUGGAUUGUUUCAUCUCACGGAUCUAGAUCUGUCAUAUAAUGGGUUAUCAGGUAAUAUUCCUAAGGAAAUUGGGAAUUGUUCAAGCUUGGAGGUUCUUAGGUUAAACAAUAACCAGUUUGAAGGUGAGAUACCUGUGGAAAUAGGAAAGCUUUUGUCUUUGGAGAAGCUGAUCAUAUUCAACAACAGAAUCACAGGGUCUCUUCCUAUGGAGAUUGGGAACCUCUUGUCUCUCUCUCAACUAGUGACUUACAGCAACAACAUCAGUGGAUCAUUGCCACAUUCCAUCGGCAAGCUGAAAAAACUGGCAAGCUUUCGAGCUGGUCAGAACAUGAUUUCUGGAAGUUUGCCUUCUGAGAUUGGUGAAUGUAAGAGCUUGGCCAUGCUUGGUCUUGCACAGAACCAGUUGAGCGGUGAAAUACCAAAAGAGAUUGGUAAGCUCAAGCAACUUUCACAACUGAUUCUUUGGGAAAAUCAGUUGUCCGGGUUUAUUCCAAGGGAGAUUACAAAUUGCACAAGUUUAAAAACUCUUGCUCUCUACAAGAACCAGCUUGUUGGGCCGAUUCCGAAAGAAAUUGGGAACCUUGCGUCGCUUGAGUAUCUCUACCUUUACAGAAAUGGGUUGAAUGGAACAAUCCCAAGAGAGAUUGGGAAUCUCUCAAGUGCAAUUGAGAUAGAUUUCUCAGAGAACGGUUUGACCGGAGAGAUACCAUUGGAGUUUGAGAACAUAAAAGGGCUGGAGCUUCUUUAUCUUUUCGAGAACCACCUCACUGGUACCAUCCCAGUGGAGCUUACUACUUUGAAGAAUCUAACAAAGCUUGAUCUCUCCAUCAAUGCUUUAACUGGUACUAUUCCUUUGGGGUUUCAGUAUUUAAGAGGGCUAUUCAUGCUGCAGCUGUUUCAGAAUUCUCUUGGUGGGAUCAUUCCUCCAAAACUUGGCGUGUAUAGCUAUCUCUGGGUGCUUGAUCUGUCAGAUAACCAUCUCAGAGGAAGAAUCCCAAGCUACCUCUGCUUUCAUUCCAAUAUGGUCAUCUUGAACUUAGGUGCAAACAACCUCUCUGGCAACAUUCCUACUAGCAUCACCACUUGCAAAACUCUGGUUCAACUUCGUUUAGCAGGAAACAAUCUCGUUGGUAGAUUUCCAUCGAACUUGUGUAAACUGGUUAAUCUCACUGCCAUUGAGUUGGGACAAAACAGAUUCCGUGGUUCCAUUCCUCGGGAAGUUGGGAACUGCAGCGCCUUGCAAAGGCUACAGCUAGCAGACAAUGGCUUUACGGGCGUGCUUCCUAAAGAGAUUUGCACACUUUUAGAGCUUGGGACCUUGAAUGUCUCAUCUAAUAAGCUUACUGGAGAGAUCCCUUCUGAAAUCUUCAAUUGCAAGAUGCUCCAACGACUUGACAUGUGCUGCAAUAAUUUUUCUGGAACUUUACCAAGAGAUGUAGGUUCUCUUUACCAGCUUGAGCUUCUGAAGCUCUCGAAUAAUAAACUUUCGGGUAUGAUACCGUUGGCUCUAGGGAAUCUAUCUCGUUUAACCGAGCUACAAAUGGGCGGAAACUUGUUCUAUGGUAGCAUUCCAAGAGAGUUGGGAAGCUUGACUGGUUUGCAGAUAGCAUUGAACCUCAGUUACAACAAGUUUACCGGAGAAAUACCUUCUCAGCUAAGUAAUCUUGUUAUGCUUGAGUUACUUCUCCUCAACAACAACAAUUUGUCUGGUGAAAUACCAAACUCUUUUGCUAAUCUCUCCAGCUUGUUUGGUUACAAUUUCUCAUACAACAACUUGACUGGUCCUAUUCCACUUCUCCGUAACAUGUCCACUUCUAGCUUCAUUGGUAAUGAAGGACUUUGCGGCCCGCCGCUCAACCAGUGUAUCCAAACACAGCCUUCCUCACCUUCUCAGUCGACCGCAAAGCCGACAGGAAUCCGUUCCAGCAAAAUCAUAGCCAUCACCGCAGCUGCAAUUGGCGGGGUCUCUCUUAUACUCAUUGUUCUUAUCGUCUACCUCAUCAGACGCCCGGUGAGGACUGUCACUUCUUCAAUCCAAGAUGGUAAACCGUCAGAAACGUCUCUCGACAUUUACUUCCCACCAAAGGAAGGAUUCACUUUCCAGGAUUUAGUUACAGCCACCGAUAAUUUCGAUGAGAGUUUUGUAGUUGGGAGAGGAGCUUGUGGAACCGUGUACAAGGCGGUUUUGCCCGCCGGGUACACUUUAGCUGUCAAAAAGCUAGCAUCAAACAACGAAGGUGGAAACAACAACAAUGUGGAUAACAGUUUUAGAGCAGAGAUACUAACUCUUGGGAAUAUCAGGCACCGAAACAUCGUCAAGUUACAUGGAUUCUGCAAUCACCAAGGAUCAAAUAUGCUUCUGUACGAGUACAUGCCCAGAGGAAGCCUUGGAGAAAUACUACAUGAUCCUUCGUGCAACUUGGUUUGGUCUAUAAGAUUUAAAAUUGCUCUUGGUGCAGCUGAGGGUCUUGCGUAUUUACACCAUGAUUGCAAGCCGAGGAUCUUUCACCGUGACAUUAAAUCAAAUAAUAUCCUGCUUGAUGACAAGUUUGAAGCUCAUGUGGGUGAUUUCGGAUUAGCAAAAGUUAUUGAUAUGCCACAUUCAAAAUCCAUGUCAGCCAUUGCUGGCUCCUAUGGCUACAUUGCCCCAGAAUAUGCAUAUACCAUGAAAGUUACAGAGAAGUCUGACAUCUAUAGCUACGGGGUGGUUCUGUUGGAGCUAGUAACUGGUAAAGCACCGGUUCAGCCGAUAGAUCAAGGUGGGGAUGUGGUGAGUUGGGUGAGGAGUUACAUAAGAAGAGAUGCAUUGUCAUCUGGAGUUCUCGAUGCUCGGUUAAAGCUAGAAGACGAGCGAAUCGUCUCCCAUAUGCUCACUGUGUUGAAAAUUGCAUUGCUUUGCACGAGUGUGUCUCCCGUCGCAAGGCCAUCGAUGCGACAAGUUGUUCUCAUGCUUAUUGAGUCAGAUAGAAAGGAAGGAGAAGAAAACUUGGAUGCAGAACUGAGACACACUACUAUCUCAUGACUCCAUACAUUGGUAUUGUAACUUAUCUCAGAUAUGACUUUUCUAUGUAAUCAUGCCGGAUAACUAUUGUAAAUUCUAUGUAGCUGUAUCAAAAGAUAUAUCUCUUACGAGGAUUCUAGCCUUCUAGAAUUUAAUAAAAUAUCAGUGAAUGUAAUAUGGAUUAUCU